AUGGCAAAGACGUACUGCAGCCUUAUGCUCCACAGGAAGUCAGGAGGACACUGCUGGGAAGAGAAAGGAUCUCAGGAAUGCCCAGUCUGCAGGAGAAAGUCCUCUAUGGAAUCUCCUCCUCGUAACCUAGCCUUAAAGAACCUGUGUGAGGCCUUUUUACAGCAGAUAAUUCCGAGAGCUGCUGCCGGGUCUGAAGCUCUCUGCACUCUGCAUGGUGAGAAGCUCAAACUCUUCUGUUUGGAAGAUGAGGAGCCGAUCUGUGUCGUCUGUCAGACUUCAGAGAAGCACGAGAACCACAAAUUGCGGCCUGUUCAGGAAGCAGCACUGAAAUACAAGGAGAAACUCCAGACUGCACUGACACCACUGCAGGAGAAGCUGGAGGCCUUUAUUAAAGAAAAACAAAAGAGUGAUAAAGCAUCUGAGAAAAUCAAGAGUCAGGCCCAGGAAACACAGAGAAAAAUAAAGGAGGAGUUUGAGAAACUCCAUCAGUUUCUACGAGAUGAAGAGGCGGCCAGGAUCAGUGUGCUGAAAGAGGAAGAGGAGGAGAAGAGUCAGGUGAUGAAGGAGAGGAUUGAGAAAAUCUCAAAAUAUAUAUCAUCCCUCACGAAUACAAUCAGAGCCAUAAAACAGGAGAUGAAAGCUGAUGACAUCCCAUUCUUGCAGGUAAAGGCAUUUCCUGUGUGCUGUUACAGAGCCCAGUGCAAUAUGGAAGAUCCAGAGAAGUUGACCUCAGAGGCAUAUAUUAAUGUAGCCAAACACCUGGGCAAUCUGAAGUACAGAGUGUGGGAGAAGAUGCUGGGAAUUGUUCACUACACUCCUGUGAUUUUAGACCCAAACAAAAAAAAAAAAGCCAAACUCAUCCUGUCUGAGGAUCUAACCAGUAUGAGAUACAGUGAGGAGGGUGAGCAGAAUCCUGAUGGCCAGGAUUAUGAAGAUGAGGAUGAGGAUGACAAGGUUGUUUUCAUGCUGGGGUCAGAGGGGUUCAACUCAGGGAGACAACACUGGGAUGUAGAGGUUGGAGAAAAUCUUCGCUGGGCACUGGGUGUGAUUGAGGUUAAUUUAACUUGUAAAGGGGACAUUGAUGGGGAUACAGCAGAGUGUUGGGUAAUGGGAUUUGAAGAUGGGAAAUAUGAAGCAGGGAGUAGUGCAGAGGAUGAAGUAGAGUAUAAACUGACUGUUAGGAGAAAACUGGAAAAGGUCAGAGUUCAGCUGGACUGGGAUGCAGGGGAGGUGUCCUUCUCUGACCCCAUUGACAGCACUACUCUGCACACAUUUAAACACAGAUUCACUGGGAAGGUUUUUCCUAUCUUUUCCAUAAUGUCUGACUCUGCUCCUCUGAGAAUCUGCCCAAUGAAGGUGUCUGUGACAGUGUGGUAG
Megalops cyprinoides (Indo-Pacific tarpon) is the source of this 1377-nucleotide messenger RNA. Its product is annotated as tripartite motif-containing protein 35-like. The coding region runs from base 1 to 1377 and encodes 458 amino acids. Gene Ontology annotation, molecular function: protein binding; zinc ion binding. The record is from RefSeq and is a predicted model, not a curated record. NCBI's taxonomy places the organism in Eukaryota, Metazoa, Chordata, Actinopteri, Elopiformes, Megalopidae. The transcript is spliced from 6 exons.